This is a messenger RNA of Eimeria necatrix, 1785 nucleotides long. RefSeq lists its product as hypothetical. Lineage: Eukaryota; Apicomplexa; Conoidasida; Eucoccidiorida; Eimeriidae. Bases 1 to 1785 code for a protein of 594 amino acids. The record is from RefSeq and is a predicted model, not a curated record. The transcript is spliced from 9 exons.
AUGCCGGCAGCUGUGGAACAGCCCGCUGUUGCGCGAGAUAACUCUAUCAAAAACCUACUCGGUCAAAUCGCGGCAGAUCUCACUGAAGACGCAUAUAAAGCCACAGAAGUCCAGCAUGCCCUGCGUUUUAACGACAUCCGUCGCUUCUUCGAAGUGGAAGUUGUGCCUGCCGCGCUCUGGUGGCUACACCGAACUGUGAGGGUUGAUCGGCUAGUAGGACCGCUGACUGUCAAAAUUGACAAAAAGAGCGACACGCAAUUCGGGGUGGGCCAGUGCGGAAAGUGUCGUCUACCCAACCUUCGGCGUUUGCGGACUGAAACGGAACAUCAUUCGCUUGGAAUAGUCGAAGAUGCUGAUAUCCUGUUGUCGUUUCGCACAUCCAAAAGCCCAAACGAGGAUGGAAGCUAUGUUUGUCAAGUUGAUGACGGCUACCGCCCGGUUGCAGCCUGCAUCUCGAUUCCUGUCGCUGAGGCAGAAAGGCUGUACUCUAGCAGAAAGACAUCAUUCUCUCACACUAUCGAUCGAAUACUCAUGUACAUUAUCAACGCGGUUGGCGUCAAUGUGCAGACGCUGCCUUUUUUCCUAACGUGGAACCACGCUUGGAGGAAGGAAGCGCUAAGGCGGCUUCACGAUGCCAAUCGCGUAGGCUUGCCUCCUGCAGUUCAUGCCGUCACAGAAGUGUUGAACUUAGACAUAAAGCCCUCCAACAGCCAGAAAGGCUUUCACAGGUUUAAAGCAACGGCAACUUCCUCAGGGGAGUCAGCAGAAACGCGCACGCGGCGCCGUUUUUUUCUCACAACUCCUGAGAUCAAGGCUGCAAUACGGCGCUAUUUGGAUUGCACUGAUGUGAUUGGCUUGGAGCUCGCCUUGUAUCAAUCAGGCCCACGCUGUUCCGGAACAGCGUAUGCCGCCAAAGAUGCCCAAAGGUGCAAGCCUUUUGAGCAGGCGACGCCUGUCGCAGCCAGGACUUGGGAUAAUAAAAUCGCAGUGGAAAAUUCGUUUGCUGACGUCAAAGCAAGCAACCCGAAUGAGCCAGUGACCGAUGAUGGACAAGGAAGCCACAACGAAAUGUUCCUAAGCGGUUUUGACUAUGAGCGAUGUGUAAAAAGCAUGAUGGAACUAACUCCGGCAUCAAGGAACAGAAGGAAUUGUCACAGAAUCACAUGUGUAUCGGACGAUGACCGGAUCGAAGCACCCAUGAUGCUGCCAGUAGCAAAGGCUGUCAAGUGGGUUGCUGCGCAAGUAACAAGCAAGCUGCAAAAUGGCACUGAGAAAACGACAGUUUGCAUGCGAGGCGAAAAGGGACAGCAGAAGCAAGUUCCAGGCACGGAAAGAGGAGUCAUUGAAUGCCCCGAUGUAGAUGUCGUGUGCCACGGAAGACCUUGCAGAAAUGGAGGCAUUCCCAAAUAUGGAGUGAAAUUUCCUGCCGGCAUAGCAAUCGACUCGCGCACCGGUGCAAUAUUUGGAACUCCAGUUGAAAAAACCAGAGGCUGCGUACCAUUAGCCAUAGAGGUACAGAUGCAAGAGCCGCCACAUGCAGCAGAAAGGACUUUUAUACGAAUAAACGUCGUUGACCAGCUGCUGACACGAUCACAACAGCCAGAGCUCAAGAAGAGAAACGACCUUCCACCCGUUGAAGGCCGCCGCGCAGUACCCGCAAGAGCAGCCCAGGAAGCAGCGACGCACCAGAACUACCAAGACAUGGCAACCGAAGCAGACUGGGAUGGCUUGACCAUACGGACCCCGGGAGAUUGUGAACAUUAUGUGAAAGGGGACUUGCGAUAG